Aspergillus nomiae NRRL 13137 is the source of this 1251-nucleotide messenger RNA. RefSeq names its product putative acyl-CoA dehydrogenase. Bases 1 to 1251 code for a protein of 416 amino acids. NCBI's taxonomy places the organism in Eukaryota, Fungi, Ascomycota, Eurotiomycetes, Eurotiales, Aspergillaceae. Gene Ontology annotation, molecular function: oxidoreductase activity, acting on the CH-CH group of donors; flavin adenine dinucleotide binding. The record is from RefSeq and is a predicted model, not a curated record. The transcript has 4 exons.
AUGUCCCCCACAAACCUCCCCAACCCCAUCCCCUUCUCUGAACCCCCCUACCUCCGCGGUCUCCCAAGCCCCUACUACACAGAAGGCCACCUGCGGUUCCAAAAAGCCUGCCGCGCGUUCCUGUGGGAGAAUCUGAUCUCGCACGCCACGGAAUGGGAGAAGGCCGGCCAGGUCCCGGACCAUAUGGCCCGGUCCGGUCUCGCGGGCCCAGGCACCAGUCUCAGCGCUGGCUUCGCGUUCGGGAUCCCCCCCGUGCUCAAAUACGCGAGUCGGGAGCUGCAAGAGCGCAUGCUGCCGGACAUGCUCACCGGCCGGAAACGCACCUGUAUCGCCAUCACGGAGCCCGAGGCGGGCAGCGACGUGGCGAAUAUUACGACCACGCGACCAAGUCUGCCGAUGGGAAGUUUUACAUCAUUAACGGGGCGAAGAAGUGGUAUGUUUUACGUUCCUGGCUUUUUCUAUUCUUUGUCUGCUUUUCUGGUGUGUGAUGUAUUUGCGAUGCUGUGUUUCGGGAUCACAAACGGCAUCUGGUCCGACUACACCACAAUGGCCGUUCGCACCGGCGGACCGGGUGCUGCUGGCCUCUCUGUCAUGGUCGUGCCGUUGAAGGGCUACCCCGGCGUGUCAAUGCGCCCGAUCCACGUCUCGGGCAGCAAGACCAGCGGAACCACCUACAUCGAGCUGGACGACGUCAAGGUGCCCGUGGAAAACCUCAUCGGCCGCGAAGGCGACGGCAUGCGAAUCAUCAUGACGAACUUCAACCACGAGCGCCUGACCAUCUCCGUGCAAUGUACGCGACAGGCCCGUGUGGCGCUGUCCGCGGCGUUCGGGUACUGCAUGAAGCGCGAGGCGUUCGGGAAGACGCUGAUGGAUCAGCCGGUGGUGAGGCAUCGGUUGGCGAAGGCCGGGGCGGAGUUGGAGACGGUGUCGGCGUGGGUCGAGCAGAUCUUGUAUCAGCUGAGCAAGUUGGAGAAGAAGGAGGCGGAUCGGUUGCUCGGGGGUGUGACGGCGAUGGCCAAGGCCAAGGCGGCGAUGGUGUUGAAUGAGUGUGCGCAGUGUGCGGUUCUGUUGUUUGGAGGCGCGGGCUUGACCCAGAGCGGGCAGGGCGAGCUUGUUGAAGCUAUCAUGAGGGAUGUCCCGGUGGCCAGGAUUCCGGGUGGUUCGGAGGAUGUUCUGCUGGAUUUAGCUGUGAGGCAGCUGGUGAAGAUUUACCAGACGCAGGAGAAGAAGUUGGGCCAAGCGAAGAUCUAG